AUGGGUUCAAUGGCUUUUGAUCUAUAUAACUUCAAGUGGGAGGCCUCCCCUGGUCUUGAGCAUCAUUGUGGGAUUUGCAGCAAGGGGCUGUCAAAUCCUCGAUCUGUCAACUCUUGCAUCGGCGUCCACUGUGAGCCAUGCAGACGGUAUCACCAACAGCUACAUUUCAUUCAAAAGGCACACGAAUGCAAAAGCUGUAUAAGAGCGGAUGAGAUGCAUCACCGCCGGCAUAGAUCUAUCGCCAAGCUUGUCAAAGAUAUUGAAGCCCACGAUAGGGAGGUAGCCACCCGGGCAAUCAGAACAAAGACCAAGAGCGCCAGGGCCACUCCAGGAAUAGGCCACGACGAGUAUAUCUGGCAAGGUGGUAUGUCUAAAACUGCCAACGACAACGUCGAAAAUUUGGACCCUACCAAAUCUGUCAACGAUGAAGAACCAGAUUACGACGAUGCGUAUGAUGAUGAUGUCUUUGGUGAAAGAGAGACUGAACCGUUCAUCACCAUGCCUAACUCAACCACUCAUAUACCUACCCCAUCGACCCCGAAGCCAUGCUCUUCUAUAUCCUCGUUCGGCUACGAGUCAUCUCCAGUGAUUUCAGCGAAGAAAAAAGACCUCAAAAAAGCUCGCCGGACAGCACGAUUGACCAACAAUAACUCCCAGAGCAUUGUCAGCAAUGAUUUUCUGGAGUUCAUUGCCGAAGCUCUACAUGGAAGCAAGAUCAUGGAUAUUAGCCGCGCAAUGUUCGAAGAAGAAGGCGAGGAGAUUGGAGCAAACCAGUUCAAGAAUGAGGACCUAAUGCGGGAGAACCUCGGAUUCCAGACAUUCACACGGAACUCCUCGGAUGUCCGACACAUAAAAGACAGAUGGAGGAAGCUGGGCCCUGGUGGGAAAGCGCAAGAGCUCGCAGGACCACCCCCAACUGCACCUGGAUUCCCGAAACCGAAGUUCAUCAACAUUAACGAGACGACUCGAUUUGACGUCAACUUCUUUGCCCGUCUUGGGGUUAAAUAUGAGAGCAAGGGCGACACUAGCAGAGCACGGAGCGAGAUUGUUCUUAAGCUCGCAAUUAAAAUUCUGGAAGACAUGACCAUCAUCGGCCGUGAAGAGUACGAGACGCAGAUUCGAGAGGCCGGUUUCUGGCGGUUCAUAAGCCGUGCAGCAGCUGAAAAUCUCCAGCAAGGCCAUCAGGAUUUUAGCUGGGCAACUGGUGAAUUCAGGAAGAGAAGGAGACCGGGUAUGUUGUCUGACGGCAAUGCAGAGACUGGGCUCGGGAUUAAUGCUACGGGUGAGCCUGGGCUCGGGGCUGGAGAUGAACUAGGGGAAGUAAUCCAAGACAAUGAAAACGAUUCUUCAGAUGAUAGUGUUCCGGGGACACCGUCUUUAGUGGGAUCGGCCUUUGAAACCCAAGCCGAAGAGGAGAAGGAAACUCCACAGAUGAAAACACCACUGGUCCUGAAAUUCUCAAACUUUGACAGUGGCAAGAAAGAGCUCCUAUGGAGCGCCACACCAUCGAAAGUUUUUUCCUCUCCCAAGAUUCUGCCUUUGGUCGAGCCUAAAGCUUUGUCCACCCCUAAAGUCUCGUCGCAGCCCAAACUUUUGUCGCCACCUGAAGUCUUGUUCUCGCCCAAACUUUCUUUCUCCCCCAAAGUUUCAUCCACGGCCCAAGCUUCUUUCUCCCCCAAAGCUUCGUCUAUGUCGAAAGCUUUGCUCUCGCCCAAAGUUUCACCUUCGCCCAAAACUCUGGCCCCACCUUCAGCGUGGUCAUCACUCAAACAAAAAAAGAUGAGACCAACCACGCCGAUAGCGAAUCAUGGCAAUCAGAAGCAUCCUGACGCAAUGAACUCCUUCCGUCUAGUAAAGGUUGAGAAGAAGCAUGUGGCCGUGCAGUUGAAACACGAAUCUCCUUGCAAGCUUUGCGGAGACCAGUCAGCCCCAACCUCAGAUCCUGCGCUGCUUGAAACCGAUGAUGAAGAUAUUUGGGAGGUGGUACGUCCAUCUCUGCCAAAUGUCAGAGCGAAAAAUCCGUACGAUCUCCUCAGCACUGUCGAAGAGGGCAGCGACAAGGAGGAUUCUUCCAGUGAAGAAGGCAGCGGAGAAAACUAACCUACAGUACCCCUGUUCUCAACAAUUUCAACCGUCACCAACAGACAAAUCCGUGUCCACCAAGUUUGCAUCGUCUCUCUCUAGUUUCAUUUUGCUUCAUACCAGUUUGCUUCAUUGCUUUUGCAUGCCAUAGGCCGCGACAAGGGAACAUACAUCCAUCUCCGCUCUUUCACUAAUCGACAUGAGCAAGCGCUCAGGAACAAACAAAUAAGCCGCAUUUCACACCUUCACACUGUACCAUCAUGUUAGAAUUAUUGUUUCAUUUACUUCCUUCUUUCAACGCUUUUGCCCAUGCCUCUACAUCUCAGAAACUGCGCAUUCCACCAGCCACCAAACCAGCAUCAGAGCCAUCGCCAUUCUCUCUACACCAUCGCCCUUCAAUGGUCCACAGACUCAGCAAUUCGCCAGCUGACAGCUUCACAGGGCUACUAACAAGGUUUCCUUUUCUCUGGGCUACAAUAAAGAGGAGGGUUGUGCUGGUGAGGCCAUUUGAGGCAGUAUCAUUUUGAUUGAGAACGCUAGUACCACUUCAUUACAAGA
This is a messenger RNA of Pseudogymnoascus destructans, 2640 nucleotides long. RefSeq lists its product as uncharacterized. Bases 1 to 2100 code for a protein of 699 amino acids. The record is from RefSeq and is a predicted model, not a curated record. NCBI's taxonomy places the organism in Eukaryota, Fungi, Ascomycota, Leotiomycetes, Thelebolales, Thelebolaceae. The transcript has 5 exons.